This is a messenger RNA of Emiliania huxleyi CCMP1516, 471 nucleotides long. RefSeq lists its product as hypothetical. The record is from RefSeq and is a predicted model, not a curated record. NCBI's taxonomy places the organism in Eukaryota, Haptophyta, Isochrysidales, Noelaerhabdaceae. The transcript has a single exon. Bases 1 to 471 code for a protein of 156 amino acids.
AUGAAGUGCCACCCGAUUCCGGGCUUGCCGCAGCUCGAGAUUGAAUGCGAGCAGCCCAAGUGUCUGUCAAAGUUGCCGAACCUGCCGUGCUUCCCAAAGCCCACGCCUCUGGUCCGCCCCGACAAGGUCGAACGCCCGACGGGCUACAAGGGGCCGGAGGUGGACGAGACCCUAAAGAAUGUGCUCCAGCGCUGCGAGACUGCAAAGGAAGCAAACCUGCAGCGGACCCGAUCCACAGAGGAAGCUGUGCGCGAGAGGCUUGCCGCCAGGGUACAGGCCAUGAGAGAGCACGGAGCUCUGACCGACGCCGGAAGCCCUGCUCUAUCGGCGCCACUGUUGGCAAUCCGCGCUGGCCAGGCGGAGCAGAUGCGGAAGCACAUGAUUGAGGCGCAAGCGCAGGCGCUCAACGAGCGGUACCAGCUUCAGCGGCGGCCAUCCUUCCGGAGGCCGACAGUGCCUCGCAAUCAGUGA